This is a messenger RNA of Meleagris gallopavo (turkey), 2469 nucleotides long. Its product is annotated as acyl-CoA dehydrogenase family member 11-like. Gene Ontology annotation, molecular function: acyl-CoA dehydrogenase activity. The record is from RefSeq and is a predicted model, not a curated record. NCBI's taxonomy places the organism in Eukaryota, Metazoa, Chordata, Aves, Galliformes, Phasianidae.
CAAGAAUAAUAUAACAACGUUAGAAGAAAACACGAUGCAGCGAAGGUGAUAGCUGUUGGGGUGAUGUGCUGAAGCUUUGCAGUCAUGUUUACUUUGGCUCUGUGCAGACUUGGUGCUACCUGCAGGCUGCGUCACGGCUGGGACAGGUGCCAAGCCUGCAAUUGUAGAGGAUUCAGCACAACGGCAAGGCAAGGCCAGCGGGUCAGCCUGCAGGAGAAGCAAGUGGGAGCAGACCUGGAAAUGCCUGUUGCAAGAAGAGAAGCUGAGACCCUCUUCCAAGAGCGGCCUGAGCCCGGGAACCAGUAUUUGGAGGAUGCUUUGCUUCGGAGUUACCUGGAGGCACACCUUCCUCCCAAGGUACUGGAGGAGGUGAGCCAGGAGCUGGAGGGGUUUGGAAACCGUCUGCUAACCAAGAUCAGACCUCUAGGAUGGGAAUGUGAGUUGAAUCCCCCCGUAUUUCGGCAGUACGAUGCCUGGGGGCAGCGGGUGGAUCACAUUGUCACCUGCUCAGCCUGGAAGAGGAUGAAGGAGAUUGCAGCAGAAGAGGGGCUGGUUGCUGAGGCCUAUGAGAGAAGAUACUCCAACUGGAGCCGUGUGCACCAGGCUGUCAAACUGUACUUGUUUUCAACUGCCUCUGGGGGUUUCAACUGUCCACUGGCCAUGACUGAUGGAGCAGCCAAAGUCAUUGAGUCACUGGGUGUUCCUGCAUCUCUGAAAAAUGCUUUUGACCAUCUGACAUCUCGUGACCCCAGGAAGUUCUGGACCUCUGGCCAGUGGAUGACUGAGCGCCGGGGGGGCUCUGAUGUUGCUAAUGGCACAGAGACAGUGGCCAGAAAGCAGCCAGAUGGCACGUAUCAUCUCUAUGGUUUUAAAUGGUUCACAUCAGCUGCUGAUUCUGAUAUGGCAUUAACCCUAGCCAGGAUAGAGGAUGCUGAAGGACAUGUAAAACAGGGCUCCGGCGGGCUGUCCCUGUUCUUCCUGAGGGUUCGAGAUGAGGAGGAAAAGCUGAAUGGUAUCCAAGUGCAAAGACUGAAAGCUAAGUUGGGCACACGGCAGAUGGCAACAGCAGAGCUGUGGCUAAAUGGAGCUAAAGCAGAGCUGAUCUCUGCAGAAGGUCGUGGAGUGGCCUCCAUCUCCAACAUGCUGAACAUAACUCGGAUCCACAAUGUCAUUGGUGCAGUAGCUUCCAUGAGAAGGAUGAUCAGUCUGAGCAGGCAGUAUGCCCUUAAACGGGUUGCCUUCGGGAAACUCCUCAAAGAUCAUCCCCUGCACAUGCAGACGAUAGCCCGGAUGGAGGUGCAGACACGAGGGGCUUUUCUUCUGCUUAUGGAGAUGGCUCGACUGCUUGGACUUGCAGAAACCAACAUGGCAAGCGAGCAGGACCAGCUUCUCUUGAGACUGCUUGUGCCAGUUGCCAAACUAUACACGGGGAAGCAGGCUUCUGCCAUUGCUAUUGAGGCAAUGGAGUCUUUUGGAGGACAAGGUUACAUGGAGGAUACAGGCUUGCCAGUCAUAGUUCGUGAUACUCUGGUGCUGUCCAUAUGGGAAGGAACAACAAACGUCCUAUCACUUGAUGUCCUGAGGUCCCUCGCCAAGAGUCAGGGCCAGGUGAUGGCUGUGUUCUUCUCCACAGUGCAGAACAAACUGGGGUUGGCUUCGAGCAGCGCAGAGCUGCAGCCCGCAGUGCAGUUUGUGCAGGAUGCCGCCGGCCGCCUCGCACGGUUCUGCCAAGGAGCUGCUUCAGAAGGGGCAGCGCCCAUGGAGCUGGCAGCAAGAGACUUCUCCUACUCCCUAGCAAGGAUCUACGCAGGAGCUCUGCUAAUUGAGCACGCGGCUCGGCCUGGCUCCUCCUGCGUCGAUGUCUGUGCCGCUCAGAGGUGGUGCAGGCAGGAACUCUGCCCCGUGGCUGCAGAGCUGGGGAACGGCAGCUACAGCGCCGAGGAAUCAUCCCUGGACAGCGCCCUGGUGUACGCAGGCAGCCCCGCAGGCAGCAGGCUGUGACUCAGACAGAACUGCUCUCCAGUGCUGCCUGUGCUCUGAUGGCGUUUUCUUGGUGGUGCCCUGGCUCACACUGCCUGGAUGAAACGAAGUCUUUCUGACCAGAAGCUGCUCACCUCACUGCCCACGCUGCCAUCACAAAACCCAUCAGUGGUCACUGCUCGGUUAAGUCGUGCUUUUGGUUCGUUCUUUCUCCCUUGCCCCAGAGCAGCUCCCUGUGCUUAAAGAUCACCCAAAGCAGAGGCUUUGCUGCAGUGCUCCUCGUUGGAUGCCCCAUCCCUGCUCACUCAGCUCCACGGGCAGCAGAGAUGGGCAACAAAAACGGUCACCCACUGCACAUCAAAGGCAGCACUGCUGCCCAAUGCUGCUCUGUAACAGCCCUGGCAGGGAAUAAAUCACAUCAACCACAUCACUCAAAUUCCAUCAAGGCUGGACAUGCCAGUACCAAAAUUAAAGAAAAAUAAUUUCUGA